AUGAAGUUGGUACUCUUCUUAACCACUUUUUUCGUUUGCAUUUUCAUUUGUCAAGCACAGUACGGUGGAGGUGGUGGAGGUGGUGGUGGUGGUGGUAAUGGAGGAUAUGGUUAUGGUGGUUAUGGACCGAAUGGACCUUAUGGUGGCGCAGGAGGAAAUGGUGGUUUCGGAUACUACGGACCUGGUGGUAGCGGCGGCGGCACCAGUGGAAACGGAUAUAGCUACAGUGGGCCUUAUGGGGGCGGCGGUGGUGGGGGAUAUGCCUAA
Messenger RNA from Anastrepha ludens (Mexican fruit fly), 267 nucleotides. RefSeq lists its product as uncharacterized. The transcript has a single exon. The record is from RefSeq and is a predicted model, not a curated record. The coding region runs from base 1 to 267 and encodes 88 amino acids. Lineage: Eukaryota; Metazoa; Arthropoda; Insecta; Diptera; Tephritidae.